This is a messenger RNA of Candida dubliniensis CD36, 720 nucleotides long. RefSeq lists its product as uncharacterized. Bases 1 to 720 code for a protein of 239 amino acids. The transcript has a single exon. Lineage: Eukaryota; Fungi; Ascomycota; Pichiomycetes; Serinales; Debaryomycetaceae. The record is from RefSeq and is a predicted model, not a curated record.
AUGGCAAUGUCAGAAUUAUUGAAGAGAUACCAACAGUCACGAAAAGAGGAUACAGAUUCCACUAAGAGUAGACUACCAUCGAUCAAAACUGACCCUAUAUACCCUUCAUAUUCCGGUUUAGAUGGAAUCAGAAAUCAAUCUCGAUACCAAUCUCGAACUUAUGGCGGUAUUAACAAACCAACUAAGAAAUCAUCAUUACUAAACACUUCUCCAACAUAUAAAAAAUACGAAUCAUUGAAUUUACCAUCAACCUCUUCAUCAUCUCGAAUUUAUAAAAGGGAAACUGAGAAAAAACCAAGAUUCACAAUUAAUGACAAAAAUGAAGAAAGUAUAUUUUCCAAAAUCACUAAAUAUUUUCAACACAGAGAAGGUGAAGAACCCCAACAAAAAAUAAGUAUUGCCGAUAAAUAUUUGAAUGAUGAUAAAGAUGAGGUUGAUGAUUUGAUUUUAAGAGUUAAAAAACUGGAGAAAAAAUAUGAAAAAGAACGGAUCAAGAAGUUGGAAGAACAUAAUAAACGUAUUCAAAACGAAUUAGAUGAUAUUAAAUUAGAAAACCGGAAAUUAAAAGAUCAAAUCGAAAGAAUAGAAAUUAGAAACAGGAAAGAAUUGAAUCAAUUGGAUAAAAAGUUGUUUGAAUUGGAGAACAAAUUAAUUAUGGAAGCUCAAAUCGCUAAAAGAUCCAGUAAUUAUAGACGGAACAAUUUUUCAAAAGAUGAUUAG